Messenger RNA from Camelina sativa (false flax), 2677 nucleotides. Its product is annotated as BEL1-like homeodomain protein 6. Gene Ontology annotation, molecular function: DNA binding. Lineage: Eukaryota; Viridiplantae; Streptophyta; Magnoliopsida; Brassicales; Brassicaceae. The record is from RefSeq and is a predicted model, not a curated record. Gene Ontology annotation, biological process: regulation of DNA-templated transcription.
CACACGCAUGUUUAUUUCGAGUUUAAUUCGAGUAUGCUAUUAUUACAAGAACCAAAACUAGAGAUGAAUGGGUCCAUUAAUUUUUUUUUUCUUUUUUUUAGGAAUAAGUAGCAUCUUUGAUUCUUUGUACUUUUCAACUUAAGUAAAGAAAAUAGAUCUUGAACAAAAUGUGACUAAAAUGGUGGAUAUUGAUUUAAUCAAAAACGUUAUUAGGUGACAGAGAGAGAGAGAGAGAGAGAGAUAAGGAUUAGGUUUAAGGAUUGGGAGAAGGAUGAAGAGAGGGGUUUAGGUCGACCAACUGGUUGUUAAGGAUUGAAACUCCUUAACCAUACAUUUAUAUAUAACAUUUUCACAAUAAUUGUCAUCUCUUUACCAAAGACUUAACUCCAAGAAUCAACAAGCACCAAGCAAGAAGCAGGAGGUUCAAGCACCAACUAGAUAUAUUAUGGCUUUCUGAAGCAAUCAAUAUCUUCAGAAAAACAAAAAGUUUUUAUUUGAUUUUUCUUCCCUCUUUUUUAUAUUAAAUAAAAAAUAUAAUUAUCUUUUUUCCAUUCCUUUUUUUUUUUUUUUCUCUGGAGAGGAAGAAGAGAAUGAUAUGGGUCUUUCACGUGUGACAUUGAUGAGAUGAUGAAUUCAAAUCGUAUUUCAUUUGAACAAGAAGGAAAAAACCAAGAGGAAGAAAAAAAGCAUAACCUUUGAUUUCUUUCUCUGAACAUUUCUUCGAAGAAGCAAAAAAAAGAGAUAUCUUUUUAGAUUUUGUAAAUCUUUUCAAGAUUUGGUUUGGUCUCUUUCAACAAUUCAUAAGAAGCAGCAGUUGGUCUCAAGGCUGUUGCUAAAUCUGUGACCUGAUCAUAGGACAAGGGACCAUGUAACUCAAUUGAGGCAAGAAAGACACUCCAUUGAUACAUUUCGAUGGAGAAUUAUCCGGAAACACAGUUUCUACCCGGAAAUGCAAUGAUCCACAUGAACGCUACAGUUUCUUACUCGGAGGAAUUAGUUAGUAGAGAAAGAAUUGAAGCUAACAACAAUGUCUCAGCCUCACAAGAGAGAUCAAGACUUGGUCAACUUUCGCAAAUGCAGGACGUUGAUCAAGAUUUCGGUUCUUGGAGAGAUCAAGCGAGUGACAGGAACGGUUUCCAGCUAAUGAGCGCGAUGGCGGGUGCCACCACGGCGCAUCUUCAUACCGGUCAGGGAUUGUCACUUAGCCUUGGCUCACAGAUUCAUCCUGGAAUCCAUCAAAGUAUGGCGUCAAGAGCUGAGCAUUUCAGAGGCAAUGAGUAUGCAAUACAGAGCUUUCCUGGAGGGAAUCAGAACUUGGAUGUUGUGAGAACAAUUACAAACUCAAAGUAUCUCAAGGCGGCUCAACAGCUUCUUGAUGAGGCUGUUAAUGUAAGGAAAGCUCUGAAGCAGUUUCAAGCAGAGGGAGAUAAGAACAAUGAGAAGCCUCAAGAACCGGAUCAGAACACUCAAGACUCGUGCACCAAUCCUCCCGCUGAAAUAUCUCAAUCAGAGAGACAAGAAAUGCAGAGCAAGUUGACAAAACUCUUGUCAAUGUUGGAUGAGGUGGAUAGAAGAUAUAAGCAAUAUUACCAGCAGAUGCAGAUAGUUGUAUCCUCGUUCGAUGUGAUAGCAGGUUAUGGAGCGGCUAAGCCAUACACAGCACUCGCCCUUCAAACCAUUUCUCGCCAUUUCCGUAGCUUAAGGGAUGCGAUAUCCGGACAAAUCCUCGUGAUACGUAAGUGCCUUGGGGAACAACAAGAUGGAUCAGAUGGGAAAAGAGUUGGGAUAAUAAGCAGACUUAAGUACGUUGAUCAACAUUUAAGACAACAAAGAGGUUUUAUGCAACCUCAAGCUUGGAGGCCUCAACGUGGUCUACCUGAAAACUCUGUUUUGAUUCUUCGUGCUUGGCUCUUUGAGCAUUUUCUACACCCUUACCCAAAGGACUCUGAUAAGAUCAUGCUAGCAAGGCAAACGGGCUUGAGCCGCGGUCAGGUUUCAAAUUGGUUUAUAAAUGCGCGUGUGCGUUUAUGGAAGCCAAUGGUGGAGGAGAUAUACAAGGAAGAAUUCACAGAGAAUGAUUCCAACUCGUCUUCCGAAAAUACACCAAAGAGACUUGCUGCUGCUGACGAUGAUGAAGAUCGAGAUCAAGAGUUUUCACAAGACCAGACCAAACAGGACCAUGGACAUGAUGGAUAUGGUGAGGAAACAUGUGGCAUGGUCCAAGGCAGUCAAAUGGAUGGUCGCCGGUUCAUGGCGGUUGAGCCUACAUAUCAUGUGGCUGAGAUGUCAAGACUGGGUCGUGGUGAUGUUUCUCUGACCUUAGGGCUUCAAAACUCUAACGGACAUGAUAAUGUUACGGUUAUGUCUAGUGAGGCCUACAGCAACUUUUCCGGGGUAGAUUUUUACGAGACUGCCAUCCCUGGAACCGAACUGGAGUAUGUCCCCGGGAGUCGCCAGAACCGAACAAGUUCGUCCCAAUUGGUACAUGAUUUUGUAGCUUGAAGAAGAAAUUAAGCAAUGGAGAGAUUAAUAAAGCGUAGGUGUUAUAUAUGAUCAGUAUUAAUUCUCUAGUGUGAGAAAGUUGGUCAAGAAAAAGUUUUACAAAUUGUACGUAUAAAGAAAACAUUCUUUUCUCCAAGAAAUAUAAGUGAGGUUAGGUCAUUGGGACCAAACACAA